Molecule: messenger RNA, 1444 nt
Organism: Achroia grisella
Lineage: Eukaryota; Metazoa; Arthropoda; Insecta; Lepidoptera; Pyralidae
Exons: 4
Coding region: 296-1099 (267 amino acids)
Source: RefSeq, a predicted model, not a curated record
GCACGUAUUUCGCAAAUUGCGAGGCGUGUAGCUUCACGUUUCGCUCGACGAACUUCAUUUACAACUUAAUAUUUGUUUUUUAACAAUCAAGCAACUAUACCAAAGGAUGCGUAAAACCUUAAUUGUUGAUAUGAGAUUUAUUCGUUUGUAUCAACGAUAACGUCAUCGUGGGAAACGUGUGUUCUCAGAAGCGUCCUGCGACUAGCGACGAAUAGUCAGUUCAUGACGUUGUGUGGCUGCAGGAAAAAACUUGUAUAUAUAGGUUUGGUUCGUGAGUCCUGUGGCAGUGUUCACAAUGGGACCCAGUGGUGUGGUGGUGAGCGUGUUGGUGUUAUUGACCGGGGGGGUCACGUGGGCGACACCGACUGUCGGUGACAACACCCUCGAUGGCGGAGAUAGGGUCGUCCUCGUCGCUCCAGUGCUCGCACCCCCAAAAGAUUCCAGAAGUCAUGCGACUCAUGAUCGGUCGAGGCAAUUUCCUAUUUUAGUUCUACUGGCCCAGGAACACCAGGAGAAUAUACGUCCGGAGCCGGCGGCGAAAUCAUUAGAGGGAAGCCCUCGGCCCAUUUACGUACAGAAACUGGAAGAUCAAGAACCUCCGCAAUAUGGCCGCGUAAAUAGACAAAAACGCCAUUUACUAAAAAAGAAACUAUUGGGCAUUGGAGGCGGAAUUGGAUUCGGCGGUGGUUAUGGCGGUGGUUAUGGCGGCGGUUAUGGCGGCGGGUAUGGCGGCGGUGGAUACGGCGGUCACGGAGGAUAUGGGGGAGGUCCCCAGAAGACAAUCGUUAUUGUUAAAGAAUUAGGUCAUGGAGGCGGUCACGGUGGCGGCUAUGGGGGCGGUGGCGGAUUUGGCGGAGGCUACGGAGGUGGCGGCGGCUAUGGCGGUGGUGGUGGUUAUGGCGGCGGCGGCGGCUAUGGCGGCGGUGGCGGAUAUGGCGGAGGUGGCAAUUACUACCAACAACCAGCGUAUCAUGGCGGUGGCGGCUGUGGAGGAGGUUGCGGUGGUGGCGGAUAUGGCGGUAGCAGUGCCACAGCUACUGCCACUGCGACUGCUACUGCUACAGCGAAUUCAGGGUCCUACGGAUAUGGAAAACGUUAACUUCCGAUUUGGAUCAAGAUAAUGUGAUUACUUUAUCCAGCUGUGUAAAUUAUGUCAUCUGUGAUUUAAUCGUGCACAUAUAGACAAUGCGGAUAUGUACUAAAUACCAAAAUGGCUUUAACAUUAAUUAAAGCAAAUGUGUUUAUAGCGACUUAUUAUCAAGUUGUGUCUACUCUUAUAUUGCUCAAGUUCUGUUAGAUUAUCUUUAUAUUAAUUUUUGAUGUUGCGAAUUUCUUUUUUAACUAAAAGUUUCCUAUUAUUUUUGCUAAUUGUAAUUGAUAUGCAAUUGUAAUAUGUUAUUAAAUUGUAGAAGAGAGAAAGAAAUAUAAAACUUGAUACGUUGUA